CAACACCAGAGAUCAGACAAGUGACCUCCGGCAUCAGUAACUCAACCUACUCACAGAGUCUGUCAUAGCACAGCAGCCCGAAUCGGACCCGAGAUCAAGAAGCAUGGGAACCGUGGCGGCGCCAGCGUCAGCGACGCCCACCGUCCUCCGCGUGGCCGCCUUCAGCGGCUCCCUCCGCAAGGAUUCCUGGCACACCGGCCUCAUCCGAGCCGCCGAGGAGCUGUGCGAGGAGUUCAUCCCGGGGCUGAUCAUCGACCACGUCGACAUCUCCAACCUGCCAAUGGCCAACCCGGACCUCGAGACCGACGGCGGCGACGGCUUCCCGCCGGAAGUCGAGGCGUUCCGCGCCAGGGUCCUCGCCGCCGACUGCUUCCUCUUCGCCUCGCCCGAGUACAACUACUCCGUCACCGCCUCGCUGAAGAACGCGCUGGACUGGGCGUCGAGGGGCAGUGUCAAAUGCUGGGCUGACAAGGCCGCGGCGAUCGUCUGCGCGGGAUACGACUUCAACGGCGGGAGGGGGUCGCUCCACCUCCGCCAGAUCGGGAUCUACCUCGACAUCCACUUCAUCAACAAGCCGGAGCUUCACGUGAGGAUGUACGAUGACCCGCCCAGUUUCGACGCCGACGGCAACCUCACCGACGCAAAGAACAGGGAGCGCCUCAAGAAGGUGCUCCUGUCGCUCCAGGCCUUCGCGCUCAGGCUCCAACCCAAGCAAGCAUGAGUGAACUCGCGCUCAUGGGGAGCGUACGCUACGUACGUGCUGAUUACUCGGCAUUACUACCUGGCUUGUCCCGUGUACGUGCAACAUUGUUGUGAUUUUACUCUACAUUACUAUCCUCCCACUAGUGGAAAACGG
Messenger RNA from Lolium perenne, 856 nucleotides. Its product is annotated as probable NADPH:quinone oxidoreductase 1. The record is from RefSeq and is a predicted model, not a curated record. Gene Ontology annotation, molecular function: FMN binding; oxidoreductase activity. Lineage: Eukaryota; Viridiplantae; Streptophyta; Magnoliopsida; Poales; Poaceae. Gene Ontology annotation, cellular component: cytosol.